Molecule: messenger RNA, 519 nt
Organism: Stegastes partitus (bicolor damselfish)
Lineage: Eukaryota; Metazoa; Chordata; Actinopteri; Pomacentridae
Product: G-protein coupled receptor 39-like
Exons: 2
Coding region: 1-513 (170 amino acids)
Biological process (GO): G protein-coupled receptor signaling pathway
Cellular component (GO): membrane
Molecular function (GO): G protein-coupled receptor activity
Source: RefSeq, a predicted model, not a curated record
AUGGCUCGAAGCCUCAUCAUAGGAUCUUUGACGGUGUGCUGGAUUCCCAACCAGAUUCGGCGUCUGAUGAUGGCCGCCCUGCCCAAGUCCCGCUGGACCACUUCCUACUUCCGGAGCUACGUCACCCUCCACCCUGUGGCCGACAGCUUCUUCUACCUCAGCUCCGUUAUCAAUCCGUUCCUCUACAACCUCUCCUCCAGGCAGUUCAGGGAGGUGUUUGUCCAGGUGCUGCGGUGCAAACUCACCAUCGAACACAUCAACAAGCGCACUUUGCAGUACUCCAAUGCUGCCUCUGGGCGCUCCCUCCAGCCCCUGCUGCUGAAGUCCCUGCGUCGCAACAGGGCGAGCCGCGCCACCGUCGCAGAGGAGAAAACUUCCCCCACUUUCACAACUUUUCUGUCGCAAAGUGACUCAGGAGUGGGCUCAGAUACUCAGGCGUCGCUGAGCGUGGCUGAGCAGCCGGAUUCACAUCACAAAACAAAGACAGAUGCUCCAUCAGAGAGUGAAAUAUAAUGUGCU